Molecule: messenger RNA, 3073 nt
Organism: Perca flavescens (yellow perch)
Lineage: Eukaryota; Metazoa; Chordata; Actinopteri; Perciformes; Percidae
Product: nuclear factor 7, ovary
Exons: 2
Coding region: 25-1668 (547 amino acids)
Molecular function (GO): zinc ion binding
Source: RefSeq, a predicted model, not a curated record
GAGAGAGGGAGGUAGACGUGAGCCAUGGCGUCUGCUUUUUACUCCGAAGAUUUGACUUGUCCCGUUUGUCUGACUAUCUUCACAAAUCCAGUGACUCUUCUCUGUGGACACUCUUUCUGCAGAGGAUGUAUUACAGCAGUUCUGAGUACACAGCCCCAGUGCCCACAGUGUCGCACAGCUGUUCCAACAGAUGUGGCAUGUCUUCCAACCAGCCACAUAUUGAAAAGCCUCGCUGAAAAGGCCAAAGAAACCGAGAAGAGAAAGAAAGAGAAUGGGGAAGAGAAAGCAGAGUCAGCUGAGCUGUGCCCUGAGCAUGAAGAAAAGCUGAAACUGUUCUGCGUCACAGAUCAGCAGUUAGCUUGUAUCAUAUGCCGCGAUGGGGAGAGGCAUGAAGGACACAAGUUUAAACCAAUCAAAGAAGCGGCUGCAUCUCUCAGACUGGAGUUGGAGAAGGGCAUGGAGACCCUUUGUGGUGAUAUCCUCGCUACAGAGAGCCUAGCGAACACGCAGAGGGAAGAAAUAACAAAAACCAAGGAGAAGUCUCAGCAGCUGACCACCCAAAUCCACAGACAGGUAGAGGAGAUGCACCAGUUUCUGAGAAAGAGAGAAGAUGAGCUAAAGAAUGAGCUGAAACACAGAGAGGAAGAUGCUGUUGAGAAAAUGGCCGUGAGUUUAAAUGCUAUAGAAACAGCUUUGUGUGAGAGCAGAGAGCUGGAGAGAAAACUGAAAUCAGUAGUGAACAUUGAAGACCCAGAGAGGUUCUUAAAGAGCUGGACUGAGGGUAACAGCACAGGUACUCCAGAGCAUUUAUUCUGGCCUAGAGCAAAUGAUCUCCAAGUGGUGCAUACCUCUCUCUCUUUGGGGCCAUAUGAAAGCCAUCUGCAGUUCUUUAUGUGGAAGGAGAUGCUUCAGGUGAUCCAGCCCCGAGCAGAGCUGCUCUCACUCAAAAGCAACAGUACAGACUUAACUGUGUCUGAUGAUGGCCGCAGUUUGCUUUGUACUCUCCAAAGCAACCAGGCUCCACCAGGUUUCUCCUCUGGUUUUGGUUACACUGCAGGAUCAGGUUUCUCCUCUGGUUUUGGUUACCCUGCAGGAUCAGGCAAAACCUUAGGCUCUCCAUCUGGCUCCAGUUUUGGAUUAGGACAACCAGUCUCUCUUUUUGGUUCCGCUGCAAGAUCAGGCAAAACCACAAGCUUUUCAUUUGCAGGGGGUCUGGACGCACCCCCCACUUAUUCUGGCUUCACACAUGUUUCAAAACAAACCAACAGCCCUGUUUAUGGUUCUACUGCAGGAUCAGGCACAACCACAGGCAACCACCAUGCAUUUAGUGUCAAUGAGUUCACUUCAGGGCAGCAUUACUGGGAAAUAGAGGUUGGACACAUUAACUAUUGGGAACUCGGUAUAAUAGAUAAUUUCCUGAAAUAUGAUGAACAAAAAUAUGCCAUCUGUAGUUCAAAUAGAACCACAAAGGUUGUAGUUGGAGCCACACCUCGAAAGAUUGGGAUUCACCUAAACUGCACAUCCAAGACGCUCUCCUUCUAUGAUGCAGACAACAUGACACAUAUUCACACUGUGAGCCCUAGUGUCAUGUCCGUGCCACUGUCGGCAUAUUUCAACAUUAGAGCCACAGCACCAGAUCCUAACCCUCUUACAGUGUGCUGGUACUGAAGUCAAGAUCAGUAGAACAAAUACCACUUAUUUUCACCAGUUUAAUGAGCAGGAAAAAAAAAAAAAUGAGGCAAAAUCCAAGCUCCAUAUCACAGUAGAUUAAUAGAAUGAAUACAUCAACAAAUGAGAAAAUUGCUUCUAAAAACAUGAUCUUUUGCAGCGUGUUACAUAUUUGUAUUGCUCUGUUCGACAUUUCUAUAUACUAUUCAUUGCUUAUGUAGGCUACAUUACAGGGCUUGUGGUUUUGGUGUAUCGUAUAUGGAUUACCAGAUAACGUCAUUUGAAUUUUGUUUUCUAAAUUUAAUUGAUGUGUUCUAUGUUUGCGGUUGGAUUUUGAAUGCUGUGACUUCAUUAUUUGUGACUCUGUUUUUUACACUAUGGUACUGAAGUGGCUUUAUCUGCUGUGUGCAUGAGAUACUCCAUGCCUCUCUGACACCACUGGAGGGUGGUGUUAUCAUGUGUCGGCAGACCCCUGCUGUAUGAGGCCAGUGAACAGCAGUACGUCUUUGGCUUGAUUGUAUCAGUUUUUCAAAAAAAUUAAAAAAUAUAUAGUAUGGCUGCCCAAUGUGCUCAAUACUACGUUUUUGGCUCAAUGAUACUCUAAAAAGAUGUGACAAACAAACAUGAUGUCUGUUUAACAUGUCCUCCCACACAGACUGAAGGGUGACACUGAGAAACAUCUCCAACAAAAACUCUGUUGAAUAUAUCCAAUACACACAGCUUAAUGAACAAUUCUCUGUCCGACGCUUUUCAUAAAUUAAUGGGGUAUGGGUGGUGGCAUUCUUCUAAAAUUUCUGUCAAAGAUUUGUCAAAGAUCAUAUUCAUCUCAUUGUUGUUUGUUCCUCUAUCAAGACGUUUUUGUAAUACCUUUUUUUUUUUUUUUACCUCUUUAUAUCAAUGUGUUUGUGUUUAUGCUACUAUUUUGUUGAUUUUCUAUGGAUGCUAAUAGGUUUUUUUCAGGGACUAAUAUACAAAUUCCUGGGAGGUUAUUUAGAGAGUGGGAGCUUUCAAGAUCUAAAAGACGUAUUUUGAUCUUGUUUUUUUAGAUUAAAAUCCCAUUUCUCAGUGGAUUGUCUUAAUAUGACUUUGGCCAUUUUAUAUACAUCAUGUAGAUAUGUCUUCAUUUUUCUUUACCUUAAUUCCUUCACAUAUUUGUAGUCCGAUGCAUUUGUUGCUUUUGAAAGAGUUGUUCAUAAAUCCAUAUCUAGACAUUGCCAGUUGGCAACUAUUGACAUUGUUUUGAGUCAUGUUCGGGUGUGUCUAUGACCCCGUGGUUGUAGCCUCAACCAAGAGUGGGAACAGGAUUAUUCAAUGAGUCUGGUUUCUUUGUACCUGCCAAAGAUACAAUUUGGCCUCAAAAUGUUGUACUAUUUCUAACGUAAUAAAAUGUGGUGUUGAAAUGUGA